UUGUGUAACGAAGUAUUGCUAUUUAAAGUAAACUAUAGGACAAUUUGUGUCAAAUUAGCUCAGUACCUUUCGAGAGCGAUUUCAGCGUAAAAGAUCAUAUUUAACAACGAUGUUGUUGACGGUAGCCAUUGUGGUGGUACUGAUCGCUCUGAUUUGGAGAUAUACUGGACGACCCAAAGGAUUGCCUCCAGGGCCGACAUGUUACCCCAUCAUUGGGAAUAUUGGACUCGUCAAGCCGUCAGAAGCUAUACAAGCUCACAGAAAUCUCAGAAAGAAAUAUGGUGACAUCUACACGAUAAUGACCUUCCACAAACCAAUGAUUGCAGUUCAUGGUUAUGACAAUAUUCGAGAAUUACUUGUCAAACAUGGAGACAUAUUUUCAGACCGACCUCUUACGAUAGUUAAUGGAGUUUUAAACAAAGGAAAAGGUUUGUUAUGGUCAUCUGGUUCAAUGUGGAAGGAGCAGAGGACAUUUGCACUGACAACAAUGAGAAAAUUAGGAUUUGGAAAACGCUGCUUGCAAGGUCAAAUCAUGGAAGAAGUUGAUUGUCUAAUGGAAGAACUAGAGAAAUACGGAAACAAACCAUUUGACAUCCAAAACAUUUUAAAUACAUCUGUAUCAAAUGUUAUAUGUUCUCUCUUGUUUGGCAAAAGGUUUGAAUAUGAAGAUGCAAAAUUCAAACACCUGAUCAUUUUGCUAAACAAACUGCUUAGCACGAGUAGUUCGUCGUCACCUGCGUUCAUAUUUCCUAUCCUUCGCCAUUUAACGAAAUCAAGAUUUAUCAAGGUGCAAAAUAUAUUUGCUGAUAUAGAUGAAUUUACAAGUGAAAUAAUUGUAGAGCAUAAAAGAAAUUUUGACGGAAAUAACGUACGUGAUUUUAUAGAUGGUUUUCUACUGGAACAAAAACAGGCAGAAGAAAAUACAACAUUUACAGAUGACCAGCUUAAAAUCAGCGUAAGAGAAUUCUUUGCAGCGGGAACUGAAACCACGUCUACAACACUAAGAUGGGCACUCCUCUUCUUAAUUCACUUUCCGGAUUGGCAGAAGAAACUACGAGAUAAUAUUGAUGCCGUAAUCGGACAAAGUCAACCAAAGAUGGAACACAAAGAACAACUACCACUGGUUGAAGCGUUCAUUUUGGAAGUACAACGUCAUGCAAAUCUUGUGCCCCUUGCAAUUCCGCACGCGCCAAAGGAAGACUUUAACUAUAAAGGAUACUACCUUCCAAAAGGAACCUUCAUGUUUUUUGUGUUAGAUUCAGUAAUGUCGGAUCCUGAAAUCUUUCCAGAGCCUACCAAAUUCCAACCUGGGCGAUUUUUGGACAACAGAGGAAAAUGUAACGGGGAACAGAAAGAAAAGCUUAUUCCUUUUUCAACAGGGCGAAGAUUGUGCUUAGGAGAUUCGCUCGCCAAAAUGGAACUAUUUCUUUUCUUGGUCCGAUUUCUUCAAAAGUUUGAGAUAAAACCGGAAAAUCCUGAAAAUCUUCCCCCAUUGGAGGGCAAUUUAGGGUUAACCAACAUGCCUAAAUCCUUCAACAUCGUAUUGAUAAAGCGUUAACAUUUUGAAGAAAAAAAAACAAUAUAUACCAUAAAGGUGUCCACAACGAUUUUCUUAUCUGUGUUAAUCCAAAAUCGGAUUUGUAAUAAUAGAAAAUUGUAAUGGGAAUUAUCAUUAGAAAUAUUAGUUUGUUUGACUUCUGUAGCAAAAAUUAUUGGUAUACAACUAGAUUUGGAAAGCGAUAACAAACAUGCGUGGAAUAUAUUUCAAAUACAUGUAGUUAUCAAAUCUCUGUAACUCUAAGAGAGUUAUUGUAUAAAGGAAAGUUUUCGCCCCCGUUUUAUUUCCGCCAAUUUCGCCCGCGUUGUCGGUGGGUGAAUAUAGGACUUGGUAUAUUCCAAUCUCUAUUAAAACACAAAAUUCUGGGCGAAUUCAAGGCAUGGCGAAACAAGUGAUGAAAGGCUAAAAUUACAUGGGGCGGAAAAACCCUGUUUACAGAACUUUCGACUGAUUAUUCUGUUAGCAUAUCCCUCGCUGAUUAAAUAAUCAUGUAAAAAUGUUUAUCUUGUAGAAUUAUUUUCAUAGUAUUUAAAAUUGUAAAUUUUAAACCUUAUCUAUGUCUAAGUGGAAGCCAUUGAAAUUAUGUAAAAUUAUGGAAUAAUAUUUACAUUCUUAGUCUAGUAAGAUGUAAGGGACAUAGUCACGAUUUUUGUCAAAUUCUAGUUUUCUGUUUUUAUUAUUUACAAUGCUUUAAAAUGCAUUUCUAAUGAUCAAAUGAAAUUUGAGAUUCAGUCGUUGAGUUAUUAGCAAGAUAUAGCGCUUGCAAUUCUUUGUCAUGUAAACAAGGUUCGUGCCCUGUUUUUGUUUACAUAGGUUUAAUAUACCAAUAAAAAUCUUUUUCGGGCUAAUUUGACUAUGUUUUUAUUCAUUUCAAGUAUAAAUAAACAGUUUCUAACUUUUAGCACAUUCAUUUUAGGUCUAAGUCUGGAGUUUUCACUUCAAAAUUAAUUGGUUGCCUAUUAAAACUGCCCUACUGAACCAUUGUAAACAUUAAAACCGGAAAAAUAAUUUUUGACCAAAAUCGUGACCAUGCCCCUUUAAGUCGUAUGUUCAGAUGUCAAAUUCUUAUAUAUACAAUAAAGAAUAGCAAAGCUUCGUCCAUUUAUUAUCUUAUUGU
Molecule: messenger RNA, 2675 nt
Organism: Magallana angulata
Lineage: Eukaryota; Metazoa; Mollusca; Bivalvia; Ostreida; Ostreidae
Product: cytochrome P450 2C50-like
Exons: 4
Coding region: 110-1558 (482 amino acids)
Biological process (GO): xenobiotic metabolic process
Cellular component (GO): cytoplasm; intracellular membrane-bounded organelle
Molecular function (GO): oxidoreductase activity, acting on paired donors, with incorporation or reduction of molecular oxygen, reduced flavin or flavoprotein as one donor, and incorporation of one atom of oxygen; iron ion binding; heme binding
Source: RefSeq, a predicted model, not a curated record